UGGAGCAACCCGAUCGUGAGUUGAUGAGCUCUAGUUUUCACAUAGCCAUGUUCCCAUGGUUUGCAUUGGGACACAUGACUCCAUUCCUCCACCUCUCUAACGAGCUGGCCGCUAGAGGCCAUAAAAUUACUUUCUUGUUGCCCAAGAAAGCUCAAAUUCUGCUUCAACAUCUCAAUCUCCACCCACACCUCGUCACCUUCCAUCCAGUCACCGUCCCUCACAUUGAAGGCCUCCCGGACAAGACUGAGUUUGUCUCCGAAAUCCCGCUAUCUUUGAGCCAUUUUCUCACCCUUGCCAUAGACCGCACCCGUGACCAAAUACAGGAUUUUCUGAAAACAAGUGUUGCUAACUGUAAAGUCGACAUGAUUUUCUUUGACAGUGCCCAUUGGAUACCAGAGAUCGCAAGAGGGCUUGGCAUUAAAUCCAUUUUCUAUGGUGUCAUUUGCGCGGCGGCAUACGCACUUUCUCUAGUUCCGAUAUGUAAUUACGUGACCAAAGAUGCAUGCAUGGCGCCCAUGACAAUGACUGAAGAACAACAACAUAAACCACCUCCUGGGUACCCAUCGUCAACUGUGGUACUGACGCGUAGCCAUGAAGUUCGGUCCUUGAUGACAUCAAGAUCGUGUGGGGUUGGGAUUAGAGUUAAUCAGAGGCUUAUCACAGGAUUCAGAGCCAUCAAAGAAUGUGACGCCUUCUGCCUUCGAACGUGCAGAGAGUUCGAAGGCGACUUUUGUGAUUACUUGGAAGCACAGUUUCAAAAGCCAGUGCUGUUAACUGGACCCGUAUUGAGCCUGGAAAAAGGACCAACGUUAUUAGAAAACAGGUGGGCUGAUUGGUUUGCGGGGUUUGAAGCCGGGACGGUGGUAUUUUGUGCAUUUGGGAGCCAGUGGGCAUUUGAAAAAGACCAAUUCCAAGAGCUUGUAUUAGGGUUUGAGCUAACUGGGUUGCCAUUUUUGGUAGCUGUGAAACCGCCAUUGGGUUGUGUGACAAUUGAAGAGGCAUUGCCCGAGGGGUUUGAAGAAAGGGUUAGAGGGAGAGGGGUGGUGUUUGGGGGCUGGGUGCAACAGCCUUUGAUCUUGAGCCACCCAGCAGUUGGGUGCUUUGUGCACCACUGUGGGUAUGGGACAAUGUGGGAGUCUUUGAUGAGUGAGAAUCAGAUUGUGCUGGUCCCACAAUUGGUGGACCAGAUCUUGGGAGCCAAGUUGCUGGCCAAAGAGCUCAAGGUUGCGGUGGAGGUAGAGAGAGAAGAAGAUGGGUGGUUUUCAAGGGAGAGUUUGAGCAAAGCUGUUAAAAGUGUGAUGGAUAAAGGGAGUGAUGUGGGUGUUAUGGUGAAGAAGAACCAUGCAAAGUGUAGGGAAAUAAUAUCGGAGCCAGGGUUUAUGAGUGGCUACGUUGAUAAGUUUGUUGACAAUCUGAAAGAGCAUAUUUAA
Malus domestica (apple) is the source of this 1430-nucleotide messenger RNA. Its product is annotated as UDP-glycosyltransferase 79B9-like. Lineage: Eukaryota; Viridiplantae; Streptophyta; Magnoliopsida; Rosales; Rosaceae. The record is from RefSeq and is a predicted model, not a curated record. Gene Ontology annotation, molecular function: UDP-glycosyltransferase activity.